AUGGCCAUGGUCAUGCUCCUGUUGACCAAUCCUGUCCUCUGUGCUACAAAGUCGGGCACGGCCUCUUCGAUUGUUAACCGUGGAUCCGCUGAUGUGUCGUGGAGCGGAGACAUGGUCAUCUCUGGGGGAACGUCUUCUCAGUACAGAACCUCAAAUCACCACAUCGGUUACAACUUUGGCCUCUCUUCCAUUCCUGCUGGCUCCAUCAUCGAUGGCAUCCAGGUCUCAAUGUCGUACUCAGCAUCCAUCGACGAUGCUACCGAUGGCAGUAUCAGGGCUGUUGACUUUACUCUCAUGACCAGCUCGGGUACCAUACUCGCUGGCUCGACGAUCAAGUCGAAGACCACAACCCUCCGCUCGAGUCUCGGUACCUCAUUUGGUACUCUCACCGUCGGAUCGUCCUCGGAUACCUGGGGCCUCUCCGGUGACAUCCGCUCCAAGAUUGUCGGCUCUUCCUUUGGCGUCGCCUUUCGCGUCAAGGGCUUUGUCUUCAAGAUUGGCGAGACGCCAUCGGGUACCUUCAGCGGCGGCUCGUCGACCCAGCCAUUUUCGGUUGCCCAGCACCCGCAGAGCCCGCGUCCGGACCAUCUUGCUCAGGAUGAGGCUUCUGUCGAGUACAGCAACGAUGGCGAGGAGAAGCAGGUGACCGCCACCGUCCGCGCGCCGCCGCCAGAGUGCUGCCCGACUUGGCAGGUGGCGGCGGCGGCCAGCGCCUUUUCCAUCACCGUUACAUACCACGCGGGCCAGUGCGCCGCAUCAGGCGGCUACCCGACCACCAAUGCCGGAUCGACGGCCUACAGGGCGUGCCCGGCCGGCUACUCGGGCCAGUACUCGCGAGCCUGCUCGUCGACCGGUACCUGGGGCUCCGAGGUCAACGGGUGCAGCCUCAUUACCAACUACUGCACCCUCCUCGGUGCGCCGUCCAACGGCAAGCUCUCGGCCUCGUGCUCUUCGAAGCGAUCGAUCGGCGAGGUCUGCGGGACCUUCUCCUGCAACGCAGGCUACACCCGUGGCGGAUCGACUAGUCGCACCUGCCAGGCCGGCCCGUCGUGGUCCGGAUCCACCCCGACAUGCUCGCUCACCACCAAUUACUGUCCGGAGCAUCUGGCGCCGGCCAACGGUGCAAUCUCCAUCGGCUCUUGCUCUAGCCGCCGCUCCAUCGGCGAGGUCUGCGGUACCUUCUCCUGCUCGGGUGGCUACGCGUUCUCGGGAUCGUCGUCGCGGACGUGCUCGGCUGGUGCCGUGUGGUCUGGUUCGGCACCGGUCUGCUCGCUCAUUACCGACUACUGCCCGCUCCUCGGUGCGCCGUCCAACGGCAAGCUCUCGGCCUCGUGCUCUUCGAAGCGAUCGGUCAGCGAAGUCUGUGGGACGUUCUCUUGCAACGCUGGCUACUCUAUGUCCGGAUCUUCCAGCCGGACGUGCCAGUCGAACGCAGCCUGGUCCGGCUCCGCCGCCUCAUGCGCCCUCAUCGGCAACUACUGCCCAGAGCAUCUGGCGCCGGCCAACGGUGCCAUCUCCAUCGGCUCUUGCUCGACCCGCCGCUCCAUCGGCGAGGUCUGCGGUACCUUCUCCUGCUCGGGUGGCUACGCGUUCUCGGGAUCGUCGUCACGGACGUGCUCGGCUGGUGCCGUGUGGUCUGGCUCGGCACCGGUCUGCUCGCUCAUUACCGACUACUGCCCGCUCCUCGGCGCGCCGGCCAACGGCAAGCUCUCGGCCUCUUGCUCCACCAAGCGAUCGGUCGGCGAGGUCUGCGGAACGUUCUCUUGCAACGCUGGCUACUCUAUGGGCGGAUCGUCGAGCCGCACCUGUUUGUCCAACGGUGCGUGGUCCGGCACUGCCGCCACCUGCACCCUCACCACCAACUACUGUCCGGAGCAUCUGGCACCGGCCAACGGCGCCAUCUCCAUCGGCUCUUGCUCGACCCGCCGCUCACUCGGUGAGGUCUGCGGGACCUUCUCUUGCUCGGGCGGCUACGCGCUCUCGGGAUCAUCGUCACGGACGUGCUCGGCUGGCCAGACCUGGUCUGGCUCGGCACCGGUCUGCUCGCUCAUUACCGACUACUGCCCGCUCCUCGGCGCGCCGGCCAACGGCAAGCUCUCGGCCUCUUGCUCCACCAAGCGAUCGGUCGGCGAGGUUUGCGGUACCUUCUCCUGCAACGCCGGCUACGUGCUCGGCGGAUCGGGUAGCCGGACGUGUCAGUCGAACGCAGCCUGGUCCGGCACCGCCGCCGUCUGCUCCAUCGACAACAACUAUUGUCCGGAGCACCUGGCCCCGACCAACGGCGCCAUCUCGCCCGGCCCCGAUUGUGCCGCCCAGCGCGCACUCGGCGAAUCGUGCGGGACGUUUGUCUGCAACGGUGGCUACAGCCUCUCGGGCGCCACCUCGCGGACCUGCUCUUCCGGCCGCACCUGGUCGGGCACCGCGCCGGUCUGCUCGAUCAUCACCAACUACUGCCCGGCGCUGAGCGCGCCGGCCAACGGUAAGCUCUCGUCGGCCUGUGGCCGAUCAGUCGGCACCUCGUGCGGGACCUUCUCUUGCAACGCCGGCUACAUUAUGGGCGGCUCGGCGAGCCGAAGCUGCCAGGCGAAUGGCGCGUGGUCCGGCACCGCCGCUGUCUGCACCCUCAACAACAACUACUGCCCGGAGCAUCUGGCGCCGGCCAACGGCGCGAUCUCUCCCGGCGGGACCUGCAGCGCGCAGCGCGCACUCGGCGAGUCGUGCGGAACGUUUACCUGCAACGGUGGCUACAGCCUCUCGGGCGCCACCUCGCGGACCUGCUCGACUGGCGCCGUCUGGUCGGGCGCCGCGCCGGUCUGCUCGAUCAUUACCAACUACUGCCCGGCACUGAGCGCACCGGCCAACGGUAAGCUCUCGUCGGCCUGUGGCCGAUCGGUCGGCACCUCGUGCGGAACCUUCUCCUGCAACGCGGGCUACAUCAUGUCGGGCGCGUCCUCGCGGAGCUGCCAGGCCAAUGGCGCGUGGUCGGGCUCUGCCGCGUCGUGCACUCUGGACAACAGCUACUGCCCGCUGCUGAGCGCGCCGGCCAACGGCGUCAUCUCACCAAGUGGCUCGUGUGCCUCGCUCCGGGCCAUCAACAACCAGUGCGGUACCUUUACUUGCAACAGCGGCUACGCGCUCUCGGGAUCAGCGAGCCGGACGUGCGCGUCGGGCGGUGUGUGGACCGGGACCAACGCGGGAUGCGGGCUCAUCGCCAACUACUGCCCUGCGCUCACCGCGCCGGCAAACGGCAAGGCGCCGGCGACGUACGCGCGUUCGAUCGGCGCCACCGCGGCUUCGUACUCAUGCAACGCUGGAUACACCAUGUCUGGUAGCGCGAGCCGGACGUGCGAGGCUGGUGGAAGCUGGUCGUCGACCGAGCCGACGUGCGCGGCCACGCCCAACUUUUGCCCGCCGGCGCCGGCGACGCCGGCCAACGCCGCGCCGGGCUCGUGCGUCCGUACUGUGGGCGGAGCGUGCUCGUUCUCGUGCCAGGCCGGCUACACGCCCUCGGGCGCCAUGUCGGUCACCUGCUCCACGUCCGGGACUUGGUCUGGGACCCUCGGAUCGUGCUCGCCCACGCCGAACUACUGCCCAGCGCUCACGGCACCGACCAACGGCAAGGCGCCACCGACGUACGACCGGACGAUCGAUAGCGCCGCCAGCCCGUACUCGUGUAACGCGGGGUACGACAUCUCGGGCGCAACAAGCCGGACGUGCCAGGCUGGCGGGAGCUGGUCGUCGGCGGCGCCGACGUGCGUCGCCAACCCGACGUACUGCUCACCGCGCCUGGCGACGCCGGCAAACGGUGCGCCCGGCCCAUGCGAUACCUCCAUCGGCGGCGCGUGCUCGUACACCUGCGAUGAGGGCUACGUGGCGAACGGCGCGCUUUCAGUGACCUGCGAGGCUGGUCCGGCCUGGUCGAGUGCGAUCGGCUCAUGCGUACCCAAGACCAACUACUGCCCGGUGCUCACGGCACCGAUCAACGGUAAGGUGCCUGUGGGCUACACUCGCAAGAUCAACGACGUGGCCAACCCGUACACCUGUAACGCCGGCUACAUCAUCACCGCCGGUUCGGCGAGCCGGACCUGCCUUGCCGGCACGAUGGCGGCGGGAACCUGGUCGGGCACCACGCCGACGUGCGAGCUCGAUCCCAACCACUGUCCGUCGGCGCCGCCGCCGCCGCCCAACUUCUCCAUCAGCUCGUGCUCGGCCCUCAACGGCGGCCUCUGCAUCUACGAGUGCGACAACGGGUACACGUUGACCGGCAACGAUCGGCUCACCUGCGGCGCCGACAAGAACUGGUCUGGCGUGCUCGGGAGCUGCAACCCCACCGCCGACUACUGUGCCGUCCUCCCUGCACCUACCAACGGCGCCCGCGGAUCAUGCCCGGGUACCAUCACCUCAUCCUGUGGACCGUUUACCUGUAACGCCGGCUACGAGCUGAGCGGAUCGGCAUCGCGGGUGUGCGAGGACAACGGGCCGGCGUCCGGCACCUGGACCGGCUCGACCUCGAGCUGCAACCUCAUCACCAACUACUGCACGCUCCAGGCGGCUCCGGCUAACGGAGUGCUCGGCUCGUGCUCGCGCGCCAUCAGCGGUUCAUGUUCCUUCUCCUGCGCCAACGGCUACCAGGCGACCGGCACCACGUCGAUCUCCUGCCAGGCCGGCCCGGCUUGGUCGGCCUCGUUUGGCAGCUGCGUCAAGAUCGCGAACUACUGCACGCCCGACGAGGCACCGACCAACGGCAAGGCUGCGAUCGGAUGCUCGGGCGAGGUGAGCACGGCCUGUGGGCCCUACACCUGCAACGCCGGCUACACCGCGUCUGGCACUGCGACGCGGACGUGCGAUCCGGCCACGCCUGUCACGGGCAGCUGGUCCGGCACGACCCUCGCUUGCACGCUCGACACGACGUACUGCCCGCUCCCUGCGGCACCGACCAACGGCGCCAUUGGCUCGUGCACCCGGUCCAUCGGCGGCGCUUGUGGCGCGAGCUGCAACAACGGAUACUCGACGACGGGCGCGACGACGGCCACGUGCGGCUCGGGCUCGAUCUGGUCGGCCGUGUUUGGCGACUGCACGGCUGACGCCGGCUACUGCGCCGUCCUCACGCCGCCGACCAACGGCGCCUUCACCGGGCCGUGCACCGGCAAGAUUGGCACUGUCUGCGGUCCGGUCACCUGUGACGCCGGCUACAACCUCGGUGGAUCGGCGGCGCGGAACUGCGAGGACGGCGGCGCGGUCGCCGGCACCUGGUCCGGCUCGACGACGACGUGCAGCCUCGAGCCCAACUACUGCCCUGCGGUGACUGCGCCCGCCAACGCGGUGCUCGGCCCGUGCACGCGCUCGAUCGGCGGGACGUGCUCGGCGAGCUGCAACAACGGGUACUCGACGGCCGGCGCCACAUCGGCGACGUGUCAUGCUGGGCCCAACUGGUCGGCUCCACUCGCCGACUGCGCCAAGACAUCCGGCUACUGCGCGCCGCUUUCGGCUCCGGUCAACGGUAUCCUUACUGGCGACUGCACCGGCAAGAUCGGGACGAGCUGCGGCCCGGCGAGCUGCAACGCCGGGUACAACCUGGUGGGCACGGCGACGCGGUCGUGCUCGGACAACGGCAUGGCGUCCGGGACCUGGACCGGCGCCGCCUGGUCGUGCGUCCUCGACGACGCGUACUGCCCGACUCCCGACGCGCCGGCCAACGGAACACUCGGCACGUGCGAUGAGCACAUCGGCGGGACGUGCUCGGCGAGCUGCGCCAACGGGUUCUCGACGGCCGGCGCGUCGUCGAUCACCUGCAACGCCGGGCCCAACUGGUCGGACAUCCUCGGCGCGUGCACCAUCACUGAUGGCUACUGCACCCCGCUCCCGCCGCCAACCAACGGCGUCAUCGGAUCGUGCUCGGGCCAUAUCGGGUCGGCGUGCGGACCGGCUAGCUGCAACGCCGGCUACGAUCUGGCGGGCUCGGCCACCCGCAGCUGCGUCGACAACGGCGUGGCGUCCGGGAGCUGGACGGGGACGCCGGCGACGUGCACCAUCAACCCGAGCUACUGCCCGAUGCCUGCGGCGCCGGCCAAUGGGGCGCUCGGGACAUGCGACCGCCACAUCGGUGGGAUGUGCUCGGCGAGCUGUGCCAACGGGUACGCCGCCGCCGGCGCGUCGUCGAUCACCUGCAACGCCGGGCCCAACUGGUCGGACAUCCUUGGCGCGUGCGCCAUUGCUGACGGUUACUGCGCCCAGCUGCCUGCGCCUGAGAACGGCGUCAUCGGCACGUGCUCGGGCCAGAUCGGUUCGGCCUGCGGACCGGCAAGCUGCAACGCCGGCUACAACAUUGCCGGCUCAGCUACUCGGAGCUGUGUCGACAACGGUCCGGUGUCUGGGACGUGGACCGGUGCGCCUGCGCUCUGCACCCGCGAGCCGAACUACUGCCCGAUGCCUGCGGCGCCAGCCAACGGUGCUCUCGGCGACUGCGACCGGUUCAUCGGCGGCAACUGUAGCGCGAGCUGCGCCGACGGCUACUCGUCGGCCGGAGCAGCGACCAUCACCUGCGGCGCCGGCCCCGAGUGGUCGGACAUUCUCGGCGUGUGCGCCAUCACCGAUGGCUACUGCGCGCCGCUGCCUGCACCUGAAAACGGGCGCGCGGCGGUCGGAUGCAGCGGCCAGCUGGGCGAGGCGUGCGGACCGGCGACGUGCAACGCCGGCUACAACCUGUUUGGCGACGCAACGCGGAGCUGCGUGUCCAACGGGCCGGCUGCCGGGACGUGGACCGGGGCGCCGGCGACAUGCUCGCGCGAGCCGUUCUACUGCCCGGUGCCUGCGGCGCCGGCCAACGCGGCCAUCGGCGACUGCGACCGGUUCAUCGGCGGCAACUGCAGCGUGGCAUGCGACAACGGGUACACCGAGGGUACGACGUCGACGGUGACCUGCAUGGCCGGGCCUGGCUGGUCCGAGCCGCUCUCGCAAUGCGUCACCUAUGCUGGGUACUGCACGCCGCUGGCGGCGCCGUCAAACGGCGUCAUCGCGAGCUGCACCGGCGCCAUCGGGACGAGCUGUGGGCCGGCGAGCUGCAACGCUGGCUACUCGCUGAGUGGGACGGCUACGCGGACUUGCGUGGCGGACACGAGCUCGACCGGUGGAUGGACCGGGCUUGAGGCGAGCUGCACCAAGGAUGCGGCAUACUGCGCCAUCCCCGAUGCGCCGGCCAACUCUGUGCUUGGGGCGUGCGAUCUCUCGAUUGACGGCAGCUGCACCUUCCUCUGCGGCAGCGGAUAUGAGGCCGUGGGCGUGACGUCCAUCACGUGCGGCGCCGGGCCUGCGUGGUCGGCGUCGUUUGGCGAGUGUGUGCGGACGGUGGGCUACUGCCCGACGCACGCCGCCCUGAGCAACGGGAUCAACCCGGAGUGCAACGGGACGGUGGGCGAGGUAUGCGGGCCGUUUACCUGCGACGAGGGCUACGAGAUCCUCGGAUCUGUGGCGCGAACGUGCGAGGUGAACACGCCGAUGGCCGGGCUGUGGAGCGGUCCGCGGCCGCAGUGCGGGCUCGAUCCCAACUAUUGCUUUGACUCGCGGGUGCCGGCGCCUGGCAACGGGACACGGGCGCUGUGCGACUCGAAGCUCGGCGGCUUCUGCAUCUACUCUUGCGACGCCGGGUACGAGCUGGUGGGCUCUGCGGUGCUUAUCUGUGGCAUCGGCCCUUCGUGGACCGGCACGCCGCCGGUCUGUCAGCCGGUCCUCGACUACUGCCCGCCGGUGACAUCGAUUCCGUUUGGGACGGCGCCGACGUGCACCAACCGCAUCGGCGAGCAGUGCGGACCGUUCUCGUGCGAUGGCGAGUACCUGCUGUUUGGCUCGGAGACGCUGACCUGUGGCGACGAUGGCGAGUGGGAGGAGGGCGUGCCGUUCUGCUCGUCAACGUCGACGGACAACUCGCUGGUCUUCUCGCCGCCGGCGCCGCGGUCGCUGACCAACGACACGCUGAUCAUCUCCAAGGACGUGGUUGCGGUUCUCCGCGACGGGACGCCGAUCUCGAUCACUGCGCGGUCGCAGUCGUCUCCGGCGACGUGGAACGCGGCGACGCGGGCGUUUGACACCGAGCUGACGGUGCGGACGGCAGGGACGUACAAGUACCACGUGGUGCUCAAUGGCGACGCUAUUGGCACAUCGCCGUACGAUGUGACGGUUGUGGCUGGUGCGCCGGCGGCGACGACAUCGACUGCGUCGGGCGUGGCGCUUGGAGUUGUCUCGAGCGAUGACGAGCUGUUUGCGCAGGACGAGGUGGUUCAGUUUGCCAUCGCGCCGCGCGACGCGUGGGGCAACGCUGUGCCUGUUGCGCCGUCGCCGCCGACGACGCCGUUCACGGCUGCGCUCAAGGGCGAACUUGUGGGCACGAUUCCGGUGGAGUACGUGGCAUCGGCGUCCGGGCCGGAGACCGGGUACGUGUUUGAGUACUCUGUGCCGACAGGCGGCCUGCUCACGCUCUCUGUGACGCUUGAUCAGGUGCCGCUGGCGGACUCGCCGUGGCUGGUUCAGGUGGCGGCGGUUUGCCCUCCAGGCGAGCGGCGGGUUCGGAUCACGGGCCCGUGCGUGGCAUGCUCGGCGAACACGUUCUCUGAUGCAGCGGGCGAGGAGUGCGUGGCGUGUCCCGCCGACAUGAGCUCGCCGGCGCGUUCGGCGACAGCGUUCAACUGCACAUGCCUGCCCGACUUUUACACCUCGCCGCGUGCGCCGAUCACGCCCGAGGGCGUGCCGGCGUGUGCGGCGUGCCCUGUGGGUGCGAUCUGCCGCGGCGGCAAUGACCCGCCGUUCCCGCGGCCGGGCUACUUUAGCGACGGCGAGGCGUUUGUCUCGUGCCCGCGGCCGGCGGCAUGCCUGGGCUCGGGCGCGUGCGCGACGGGCUACCAGGGCACGUCGUGCUCCGAGUGCCAGAAGGGCUUCUACCGCAUGGGCGAGCGGUGCUUCCCCUGUGACCGGACCAAGGCGCUGGCCAUCGCGCUCUCUGCGGUGGUUGUCCUCCUCUGCUUUGUGUGCGUGCUUGUGUACCUCAACUCGCGCGAGACGCACAACCGGAUGUACACGGCUGCGGCGUUCAUGAUCGGUUUCAACUCGCUCCAGAUCUCUGCGCUGUACGGUGACAUCAACCUCAAGUGGCAUCCGAUUGCGCGGACGUUCUUUGACAUUCUCUCUGUGGCCAACCUCAACAUCGAGAUUACGUCGCCCGAGUGCUCGUUUGACAUGGGCGAUCCGUGGCUUGUCAAGUGGGUGCUCAUGCUCUUGCUGCCGGUCUUUAUGCUUGUCCUCCUGGGCGUGGCAUGGGCGCUCGGCACGCUCUACCGGGUUGUGGUGAGCUCGUGCGGCGAGGGAUGGGCGGCGCGUCAUCCCAAGUGGAUUGCGCACGCAGGCGCCGAGUCCGAGCUCGACGACGGCAAGAUCUCGCGCGGGCGUGCGGUCAAGUACCGCUGCGGGCGGCUGUUCUCUGAGUCGCUGCUCACGGCUGUGGCGCUUCGGCAGGCUGUGGUCCGCACCUUUUCCCAGCUCUUCAUUUUCUGCUACCUUCCGCUCACUUUUGUGGUCCUCCGGUACUUUGAGUGCGAGCCUGUUGGUGCCGGAUCGUCGACGUACGUGAUGGCGUCCGAGCCGGCGAUCGAGUGCUACACGGCACGCUACUGGCAGCUCUUCUACGUGGCAGCGGUGUUUGGCCUGCUGUAUGCGCUGGGCAUUCCGGCGGCAACCUUUGCGCUGCUGCGGGCCAAGUCGCGGUCGCUCGACGCGUUCUCGUUCCAUCUCAAGUACGGCUUCCUGGUGGCGCGGUUCAACGAAGAGAGCUACUUUUUCGAGGUGGCGAUCAUGGCGCGCAAGCUGUGCGUUGUCCUCGCGCUGGUCAUCUUCCAGGAAGCACAGCACGAGGCGCUUGUGGCGGCGCUUGUCCUCGUCAUGGCCUUUGGCCACGUCUCGUAUGCCAUGCCGUACAUCUCGCCCUUCCACAACAAGCUCUCCAUGGCGGCGAUCUUCACCUCGUGCGUGGUGCUCCUCGGCGGGACGGCCAACUCAGGCUCGAUCCGCGACCCGCUGGUGCUCGGUGCGCUCUGCGCCAACAUCCUCGUUCUCAUCUACGGUGUACUCCACGAGAUCAAGUCGCUCGCGCAGCGCGAGGCCGACGACAUGGUCGACAUCCUUGAGGCCGACUCGGAGUUUGUGGCGGCGACGGAGAUGCUCACGCCCGGCGAGAUGCACUCGAUGUUCGACACACAGGAGCCGAUGAUGUUCAACGCUGGCCUGCCGGAGCACAACUCAGGCGAGGUGACGACGUUUGCCAACCCGUCGUUUGGUGGCGAGGCGAGCGUCAACGGAGCAAGCCGUCCCGUCGGCCCGCCGCCACCGCCGCUUGGCGUUAUGGGCUCGUUUGACGGCGGCUCGUUCCAGGCCAUGGGCUCGUUCCAGGCCUUUGAGUCGUUUGGCAACUCGGGAUCGUUUGCCGCACCGCCGCCGCUGCCGCAGGGCAUGGGCGGCUCGAACUCGUCGACGCUCGGCGAGUCGGACGGUGGCUUCUCAUCCGAGGGCGCCGACGUCUCUGCCCCGCUCCCGCCGCUACCGGCGAUGCCGUCGUCGGCCGCAGGCGCGGCCCUCCCGCCGCCGCCGCUCUCAGUGACGGCGUCAUCGGCGAUGCCGUUCCCGUCGUCGCUCGCUGCGCCGCCGCUGCCGCCGUUGCCGACAAGCCGCGGAAGCGGGCCGAUGGCAGCAACGACGGGCAGGCUGACCUUCCCGCUGGAGCGGAGUGUGCUGGGCAACAGCGGCGGGCUGGAUGGCCACGUUUCGUGGUUCCGCUACCACCGGCUGUUCACCCGGCCAGACCAUCCGGGCUUCUACGUCCUGCAGGCCGAGACCGGGCGCGGCCUGUUUGCAGCGCGGAGCAUGAGCUCGGCCAUGCUGAGCCUACCUGGGCCUGAUCGCGACGACGACAGCGGGGGAUCGCCGCGGCCUGCGCGGUCUGGACGAUCGGCGUCGCCGAGAAGCGGCGGGAGCGGCGGGAGCGGGAGCGGCGGGCUCGUCGCCUUUCUGUCGCGGCGCGAGAUGGAGGCGGUGCUCGAGGCUGGCGGGCCGAUGGUGCUCGGCGGGUACACGCGGGUGGUGGAGAGCGAGUGGCGCGGGUGCGACGUGCCGCGAACGCCACAGCAGCUGCUGCAGGUGGCGGUGUGCAUGGCGUCGGCGGUGAGCGUGGGCAUCGAGUGCCUGUCGAUCGUCUCACCGCUGGUGCUCUGCCUCGAGUCGCCGCAUGUGGCGCUCAUCUACCCGCGGAUCAGCGGCGAGUCGUUGGAGGAGCUCCUCGCCGAGGCCUUUCUUGUCGGGCGGCCUCACGAUCGGUCGUCGCAGCGACGGCAGAAGCGGCUGCCGCGGGGCGGCGGAGUGAGCGGCGUCGGCGGGUUGGCCGGGCUCGACGAGCUGAGCUCGGGCUCGGGCCUCGAUCACGUACGGGCUCUGAGCAUCGGACUGGCGCUGGCGCGUGCGCUCGCCGAGGUCCACUCGAUCACGGGCGGCGGGCACGGCUCGCUCAAGCCAUCCAACGUGGUGGUGGACCACAAGAGCGGACGGAUGGUCACAACUGCGCUGACAACCAUCAUGGACUUUGAAUCUCAAGGUCACCUCGGCUUUGUUGACUCGAUCGAGGAUGCGCUCGAGACGCUUCCGGAGAGCCCGGCCGUUACCUUCUCCAACAGCGUCUACGGCGUUUGGCGCGGUAGCGAUCAGACGGCCGACGUCGUUGUGGCUGCGGUGGUGUACAAGCGCCGCGACCUUGUGGCGAUCAAGGUUGGUGGCUGCCCAAACGACAAGAACAUCACUAGCAAGGCGUUGAUUGCCAUCGGCGGGUCGUGCACCUUGCUCAAGUUGGUGGAUGCAUCGAGAACCGCGGCCGUGGCCGACCAGUGGCCAGGGUGA
Messenger RNA from Thecamonas trahens ATCC 50062, 11925 nucleotides. RefSeq lists its product as uncharacterized. The record is from RefSeq and is a predicted model, not a curated record. Gene Ontology annotation, cellular component: membrane. Bases 1 to 11925 code for a protein of 3974 amino acids. Lineage: Eukaryota; Apusomonadida; Apusomonadidae. The transcript has 3 exons. Gene Ontology annotation, molecular function: G protein-coupled receptor activity.